Lepisosteus oculatus (spotted gar) is the source of this 3403-nucleotide messenger RNA. NCBI's taxonomy places the organism in Eukaryota, Metazoa, Chordata, Actinopteri, Semionotiformes, Lepisosteidae. The record is from RefSeq and is a predicted model, not a curated record.
UAUCUGAUCGUACUUUGUCCCUCUUCUCUCCCCCUAGUAUGGUGUCAAAAAAUAACAAAAAGGAGGGGUCGGAAGUGUCAGUCAUGAAAACCGAAAGACAUAUUAAAAAAAGAAAACUGAAGGGUGGUAGAGCUAGUGUAGGAGAAGACUCAAAAUCUGUAAAAAUGGCCAGUUCGACUGAUGGUAAGCAAAGGACGAUGAUUUUGUCUGCAAUCACUGCGCUCCUCGCCCUCUGCGUGGCUCCUCUCACCGCUCAACUCGAUGUUUCUCACCCCCACCGGAGAGUCACUGCAUUGAAGAUGGAUGAGGCGUCCCUGAUGGUUCACAAUGAGCUGCUGAAUGAGACUCUGACACUGUCAUUUCUCUCUGACCACUGCUACCAGUGCCUAUUCCAGAUCUUGGGGACAGUACCAGCGAGUCAAGGGCCUGGUCUGCCCAGCUCAGCAAUGUUCGUUGUGAGCACACAGCAUCCCCUGUUUCUGCAGGUCAACAGUACCAUCUCAAACACAGAGCUGUGCAGUGUUCACUUUAGCUUUGGAGAGCAUGGAAAUUACUCCUUGUGGAUAAAAAAUCUCAGUGACGCAUCCAGGCACAUCACCUGUGCCAUUGUUACAGAUAAGGAGCCUGUGAACAGCAACUUGCCCAUUCUGGUUGCCUUCCUGGUGUAUACUGGAUUAGCUAUUCUUGUAGCCUUUGGAAGCUUCCUCAUGGGGAAAAGGCACAAGGGCAGUAUGGUGGCACAGUGGUUAGUGUUUUUGCCUGGGUUCAGUUUCUCCAAGCAGAUAGAGUACUAUCUGCUUGGAGUUGAGCUGGGGUCCCCUAGCAGAACAGUGGAAUACUCUGCCGAGGCAUCUGGCCCAGUACCCUCCAGUUCCAGACUGCGAUCUCUGGACACUUUUCGAGGGUUGUCCCUUGUGAUCAUGAUCUUCGUGAACUACGGAGGAGGAAGAUACUGGUUCUUCAGGCACGAAAGCUGGAAUGGACUAACAGUAGCAGACUUGGUCUUUCCCUGGUUCGUGUUCAUCAUGGGCACAUCAAUCACCCUGUCCCUGAGCUCUGCCCUGCGUCGCGGCUCUGGUCAGUUCCAGCUCUUCCAGAAGGUGCUGUGGAGGACGGUGCAGCUCUUCCUUAUUGGACUCCUUAUCAUUAACCCUAAUUAUUGCCAGGGCCCUUUUUCCAUAGACUCUCUCCGAAUACCAGGAGUCCUGCAGCGACUGGCUUUCACCUACUUGAUAGUGGCUGUUCUGGAAAUAAUGUUUGCCAAGCCCAAAGUAGAGAACAUCCCUACGGAUGUCUGGUGGUUCCCUGUCCAAGAGCUGGUGCUUUAUUGGCCAGCCUGGCUAUGCGUCAUUGUCCUGGAGGCGGUCUGGCUCUGUCUCACUUUCCUGCUCCCAGUCCCAAACUGCCCACUUGGCUACCUGGGACCAGGAGGAAUAGGAGACUUUGGUCAGUAUCCAAAUUGCACAGGAGGGGCAGCAGGAUACAUCGAUCACUUGCUCUUAGGCGAAAAUCACAUUUAUCAGAAUCCGUCUUCUCAUGUCCUCUACCAGUCCAGAGUGCCAUAUGAUCCAGAGGGGAUACUGGGGACCAUUAGUUCAGUUGUGAUGGCCUUUUUAGGACUGCAGGCUGGAAAGAUUCUUCUGCAUUACAAGGACCUCCACAUGACAGUCAUGGCCAGAUUUCUUAUGUGGAGCUUUGUGCUGGGGAUCGUUUCAGCCAUCUUGACCAAGUGUUCAAAAGACCACGGGUACAUUCCUGUGAACAAGAAUUUAUGGUCUUUUUCAUAUGUCACAACACUCAGUUGCUUUGCCUUUGUUGUUCUGCUCAUUAUCUACUACAUGGUAGAUGUGAGAAGGUGGUGGUCUGGAGCUCCCUUCUUUUACCCUGGCAUGAACUCCAUCCUGAUUUACGCUGGACAUGAAGUAUUUGCAGAUUACUUCCCCUUCAGAUGGAAAAUGACAGACACCCAGUCUCACGCUGAGCACCUGACUCAGAAUCUUGUGGCUACCUCUGUCUGGGUUCUCAUCUCCUACCUGCUCUACAGGAAGAAAAUCUUCUGGAAGAUUUAAUCAUGGAUACUGAAAAGACUUUUGGGCUUUGUCAGCCCAGCCAUUCUGGGAACAUUGACUGGGAAGCAGUGAUCUGGCUUGAUAUAAAAACUCACUGUCUUUAUCUUAAUUUGAUAGAAAAAGACACCAUAUCAUGUGGAACAAUGAAAUGUGAGGCCAUUGUUUAAAAUGUACAGCUGAAAUUUUGUAUUUUUGUAGAUCUUUCAAACUGAAAUUUUUACAUCACAAGGAAGUGUUCUGUAGCACAUGGCACAUAGUUAUAUUUGCCUUUUUUGUGCAUUUGUGUAUGAUAUUCCGUUCUGAAGGUUUUGCUGCCCAAAGGAGAACAGUGGCUGAACAACCCAGAUCUCGGCCUUGUUGUGCUCUUGAGCAUCACUGGGAUUGGGAGGACUUUGGAGAAGGAGAUUGGGAGCCAAGAAUCGUGUCCCCAUGUAUGUGUGUUCUAGAAAUGAAACAUGUAAGAUCUGGUGUACUUUUUAUUUGAAAGUUCUACCCAUAUCCCAAAGCUGGGGAAUCCUAGAACGGAGUAAGGACUAAGAUGAAACCAUAGAACCUAACAGUUUACGGGACUUCAGCUUCAAUUUUAUAAAUUAACUGCUGCUGAAACUAUUUCUAAAAAUCGAAGGUUUUAUUUUUUAUACUGUGCCAGGUUUUCUAUUUAUUAAACUGCACUAAUAGUACACGCAGUUCUAGUGUAAAGGUGUAAAGCAUACAAUGAGCUAUGAUAGAAAAUAAAAUAUCCUCUUGCUUAUACUAAUCUUUUAAAAAACUGUUACUAAGUUAAUGGUCAUCUUUAUUUCAAUGUUUCAUGUAAGAGUGAUAGUUUUAAAAUGUGUUACUUGCUGAAGUUUACCAUACAAGAUUUUAAUGCAAUACAGCUUUCAUUUGGCAUUGAAUAUGUGAAAGUCAAUUGUAUGAGGACAAACAUGGUUAAUGUGUAAACUCAAUAAUACACUGUGGAUUGGAAAAGUAAUUUGAAUAUGUGCAAUUUCAAGACACUUGAACUCUAAAGACAGCUGAAAUUUAAUUCUGUGCAUAUCCUCUAAUGGCAACAUUAAUUAACAAAUAAUAAUAAUAAUUCAAAAUGAGAUAAUGUACGAUAACAUUUUAAACUGAAAACGCAUAUUGUUCUUAGUCCAUUCAUUAUAUUUUCUCGCAUUCAUUAAUUUGGAAAUGUAUUUUUGCUUAUUUCUUAAAACUAUGGCACAGAAAGCACCAAAAAAAAUUCUGUCUCUGAAAAGAGAAGAUGUGAACUGAUAUUAAAGAGGAGAUAAAAGAUCAAUUUCUUAUAUAAAAACAUGAACAAUAAAAUACGCUUGUCAAUGGAAAAACUU